This is a messenger RNA of Staurois parvus, 1191 nucleotides long. Lineage: Eukaryota; Metazoa; Chordata; Amphibia; Anura; Ranidae. The record is from the annotation of a GenBank genome assembly.
AUGGCGGCCUGGCUCCGCGGGUUCUUCCUUUUCUUGCUCCCCUUGGCCCUGGCAGAAGCAGACUUGCCAUGUGAGGGCUUUGAGGUGAUGGAGGGCUUUGGUCUGGUGGAUGUGGAGGCCCCCAGUGCGUUCGGAGUGAGAGUUAUGCAGGUGGAGGAGAAUAUGGUGUCUGAUGAAGAGUGCUGGAGGCAGUGCUGUGGGAUGGCCAACUGUGACCUGGCUGUGCUGUCCAAUGGGAAGUGUUAUCUCGUCCGAUGCAACGUCAAAGGGUUCAACAUGUGUGAGCUGACCGCCCAGGAGGAGACCAAGUCCUACCGCAGAGUGGACGCAGGGGCCCAGCCCAAGCAGGAAGAUUUCUGCCUCGCGAUAGGUGAAACCGGACCGUGUAGAGCAUAUUUUAAAAGAUGGUGGUAUGACGCAGAGACAGAAACCUGCAAAAACUUUACUUAUGGAGGCUGCCCAGUGAACCUGAACAACCAUGAGGGAGAGGAGGAAUGCAUGGGGAAAUGCCACGGUGUAAAAGUAACAAAAGCUGAGAUCAAUCCUACACCUGAACGUUUGGUUGCCGACACUCCUCUUUCAGAAAUGUGCUCAGGCCCCUCUGUAACUGGCAAUUGCCGAGCUGCUUUUCCCCGAUGGUACUUUGACUCUGAUUCACAGUCUUGUCGCACCUUUACCUAUGGUGGUUGUGGAGGCAGUAAGAACAACCACAUGUCUGAAGAUGAAUGCAUUGAUAAAUGUGUUGUUAAAAAGCCAGAACCUGCUGCGGCCCAGUCCCCCAAAGUUGGAAACUUCAAAGAGUACUGUGCUGCAGCUCCUUCAACUGGCAAUUGCCGUGCUUCCUUUACAAGAUUCUACUACGACCCCACCGAAAUGAAUUGUAAAACAUUUGUUUAUGGGGGCUGCAAGCCCAACAAAAACAACUACCUCACAAAAGCUGACUGUCUGAAGAUGUGUGAAGGCCGAUCAGAAGAAGACGACAGCACUCUAGAUCAUCAUUUCAUACAUCGCUCAUUAACUUCUGUGGUACUGCCAAUUCUCCUUGCAAUAAUGGCUGCCUCCCUGUUGGGUGUUAUGAUCACGUUCUUUGUGAAGAUGGCCAAGAAGAAUCAGCAGAACUCUGAUUUCCGAGCCAUGUGGAACCCCAUUGAUGACAAAGAAUGUCUGAUGAACAGUGCCUACAAUCUGUAG